Cyprinodon tularosa is the source of this 504-nucleotide messenger RNA. Its product is annotated as 5-hydroxyisourate hydrolase-like. The transcript is spliced from 3 exons. Gene Ontology annotation, molecular function: hydroxyisourate hydrolase activity. Gene Ontology annotation, biological process: purine nucleobase metabolic process. Bases 4 to 360 code for a protein of 118 amino acids. The record is from RefSeq and is a predicted model, not a curated record. Lineage: Eukaryota; Metazoa; Chordata; Actinopteri; Cyprinodontiformes; Cyprinodontidae.
AUCAUGUCAGGCUCUCCUAGCCCUCUAACCACUCACGUGUUGAACACGGCCCUGGGUGUCCCAGGCUCAAACGUGAACCUCAAGCUUUUUCAACAAGAUCCUUCAACCAGUGCCUGGCACUUGAUAACCACAGGGACAACAAAUAAGGAUGGGCGAUGUCCCGGGCUGAUCACACAGCAGCAGUUCAAAUCUGGUGUGUACAAAUUGCAUUUUGAGACCAGUCAGUACUGGGCCAGUAUGGGACAGGCAUCCUUCUAUCCCUAUGUGGAGAUUGUUUUCACUGUGACUGACCCGGACCAGAUGUACCAUGUCCCUUUGCUGCUGAGUCGUUUCUCCUACAGCACCUAUAGAGGGAGCUAGAGAGCCACUAUCCUAAACUUUAUCAUUGCAUUAAGAGCGACUAUUCCAGAUGUAUUUGUUUAUCUUGCUUAAACAAAGUAAAAAUACAAUAAAAAAAAAUUCUCUAACAGAUUCAACGGUAUGAUGAAGUAUUGUAAUCGAGCG